CAGCGCAAUCCAGCUAUAAGCGUAGAGUUGCCCAUCGUAGUUCUUGCCGAUCUGCGCCGCUCCUCCGCGUUGAGCGUCGCCAGAGUUGCUCCGGGUACCUACUCCGUAUUGCUGGCUGAGAGAUGGGCUGAGGCGGAGAAGGGCGACCCCCACCAGCAACAGCCAGGCGGCAAUCGAGGCCACACACUGCGGCUAGGAGUUCUUGUUUGCCCUUCUCCCCCCUCGACUCCUCUCCUCCUCCGCUUUUUUGGCCGGAGCAGGCCAGGGAAUGUCCCGGCGGCGCCAUGCCUUACGUGGACCGGCAGAACCGCAUCUGUGGCUUCCUGGACAUCGAGGAGCACGAGAGCAGCGGCAAGUUCCUGCGGCGCUACUUCAUCCUGGACACGCAGCAGGGCAGCCUGGUGUGGUUCAUGGACAACCCGCAGAAUCUUCCGGUUGACGCCGACUGCGUCGGCUCCCUGAAGCUUACUUACAUUUCAAAGGUGAGCGAUGCCACAAAGUUGAGGCCGAAGGCGGAGUUCUGUUUUGUCAUCAAUGCUGGGAUGAGGAAGGUCUUCCUGCAGGCCAACGAUCAGCAGGACCUGGUGGACUGGGUCAACGCACUCAAUAAAGCCACCAAGAUCACGGUUCCGAAAGCCUCCGAUAGUCAGCAGAAUUCCGAGAACCACAAGUCUUUGCUGGAUGCCGUGGGACCCAAGAAACAAGUGUCCUAUAAAACGGAGAUCAUAGGAGGAGUUCCCAUUGUGACCCAGACGCAGCAUGAAGGCGGCGACGGGGCAGAGCGAGCGGAACGCGAGGCCAUGCACCGCUCGCACAGCCAGCUGCCCUACUUCCUGGGCAGGCCGACCCAGGACCACACGGUCAUCAAGUCGGGCUACUGCGUCAAGCAAGGCGCCGUGAUGAGGAACUGGAAACGGCGAUAUUUUCUCCUGGAGGAAAACUCCAUGAGCUACUUCAAGUCCGAUCUGGAAAAAGAACCGCUGAGGAUGAUCCCGCUGAAGGAAGUUCACAAAGUGCAGGAGUGCAAACAGAGUGACAUCAUGAUGCGUGACAAUUUGUUUGAGGUCGUCACCACGUCCAGGACGUUUUACAUCCAGGCCGACAGUCCAGAGGAGAUGCACAGCUGGAUCAAGGCCGUUUCGGGGGCUAUCGUGGCCCAGCGUGGACCCGGGAGGUCUGCCGCCACAGAGCACAGCGGCCGCUCCACAUUCUACCGCAGCCCCACGGGCCCCCCCAUCCCUCGCUCGCCCGUAUCCGCCGCGCCACCCCGCCAGCCAGAUUGGGGCGAUGCCGGCGGCGUCGCGUGCGGCCCACGCUCGCAGCCUGGCGUGGGACAGCGAGCACUUCAUGAGCCUGCUGCCCCAACCCGCUCGCAGUCGCACCCCGGCCCGCCUCUCCCUGCAGGAGACCCGCCUGGCCAAGUGAGCCCGUGCGCCGAGGAGUCGCCGUGGCGCCGGCGGAGCGCCCUGGAGCCGCACGUGCCCGAGCCGCCCUUGGACCUGGACGACGCCGACCUGCCGGUGAGCGAGGUCUGACCAAGGAGUUUUAAAACGCCAAACGGCCCGACGCGACGAGGAAGCUUUUCCGUGGACACGAGGCGGCCGUCGCUGAACUUAAAAGCUCCUCCCUGACCGGUGCUGUCGGUGCUAACGCACACACGCAAAAGUCGGGUCAUCCUCUGAACUCGUGUGCCAAAGAUGACCCGGUAUUUCAUCUACAGUCCACCUGCUCAUCUAUUAACUGUGGCGUAUUUAUGUGACAAGCUAAAUGACUCAUGGGCACUUUUCGCUGUGACAUCAGACCACUUCAGCGCAGUCAUUUCCUGGACUUACCUUCAUAUCUGCUACGUAUAUUCACUAAGGGUGUCAUAAUGAAGAGCUAAAAAAAAAAAAAAAAAAAUUGAGCGAAAAGAAGCGUGAGACGGGCUGAAGAAAAAAAAAAUACACCAGCCGAGAUGCUAAAAUGCUAAUGUAAGCAGACCGGUGAGCAAUCAUUUUUAUUUGUAUAGCUCGUUUCAUGUACGAGACAUUUCAAAGUGCUUCACAUCAAACAUUAAAAGCAUUACAGAAAGAGAAAAGAAAUAUUAAGACGUGACUAAAGUCAUCGAAAAACAUGAAAGUCAUUAAAAUCAAGCAUCAGUCUCGAUAAAUUUUUAAAAUGGCGUACAAAUGAGGAUCAAAACGAGACGAGGGAAAAAAAAGAGAAUUCUGCAGUAAAUAAGCUCUGCUUUAAAUGAACUGACGUAAAACUCAUUUUCGGAGAACCUGCCGUUUUGGCUGAUUAGAAUACCUUAUCGUAUAGAAUCACCCCAAAAAAGAAAAUUUAUUAUCGCAGCAGUGUGGAAAGAAUACGGCCUGCUAAUUUUUUUAAAAAGAAAUCUUUUUUUUUUUUAUCUGGCGUACCGAGCAUUUAUGAUGCUAUAUUUAUUGGAUUAAUUUAGUCUAAAAUUGGUUUUGUUGAUUUCAAAAAAAUAAAAAUAAUUUAUAGAAUUUCAUAAUUGAUGAAUUGAUCCAUUUUACAUCUACCGGUACUUUUAUUUGAGUAAAUAACUGCAUAAUACGUUACAGUUGAAUUCAUUCUACAAACCCAGUUCCAAUGAAUUUGGGACGUUGUGUUGAGCACAGAAACAGAAUACAAUGAUUUGCCAAUCAUGUUCCCCCAAAACUUCAUUGAAUACACCACAAAGACAAGAUAUGUAACCUUCAAACUGACCAUUUUUUUUGGAACGUGUUGUAGCCAUAAAGUUCGAAGGUAAUGAUUAUUCACUCAAAACAAAGUUGAUCAGUUUGAACAUGAAAUAUCUAGUAGUGUGUAGUGUAGUGCAUUCAAUGAAAGAAAGGUCCCAACUUUGUUGGAAUUGGGUUUUUAAAUAAAAUGUCAAAAUGUGAACACUAUUUUUGAAAUCCACAAAUUUUCAUAUUGCAUAUCCAUACUUAUUCUUUUUUUUACUUUACCUUUAUCUACUGGAUCCAUUUUAAAAAUCAACUGUAGCCAAGUUUGGUCAUUCGCAUUCAUCGGACGGCGUACGGUCGACCCAAACUCAGCCCUAUUCGCAAUCUGGUCCACGAGCCUUCGUUAGCAUUCCAACUGUGCCAGUAAACUGGAGCGUCAAAGUUAACAAUUAAAGCGCUCAUACUGUACCCAAAAGCGGCACUGUACAUCAGAUCGUGGUAGUUUCACUUACGUCCUGUCGGUGUCAGUAGAAUGCACGUAGAAAACUAUUGUCGACUGUUAAAACCAAUCAAGAUGACAAUUUCAGCCGUCCGAAUCGGAAUGCUAAUGCUAAACACGCUUUGUUGUCACAAGUAACAGAUUCAAACUCACUCACGUUGUGUCUUCAUUAAGUUUGUUAGCAUCUCCUGACAUUAGCGAAUACAGGUAGCAGAAGCAAAUAUCGCUCAGGGGGGAGGAUCCAAAGUGGUCCGGCAGCAUUGUGGAG
Messenger RNA from Hippocampus comes (tiger tail seahorse), 3439 nucleotides. Its product is annotated as pleckstrin homology domain-containing family A member 1-like. Bases 285 to 1535 code for a protein of 416 amino acids. The record is from RefSeq and is a predicted model, not a curated record. Lineage: Eukaryota; Metazoa; Chordata; Actinopteri; Syngnathiformes; Syngnathidae. The transcript is spliced from 12 exons.